Molecule: messenger RNA, 1638 nt
Organism: Penicillium concentricum
Lineage: Eukaryota; Fungi; Ascomycota; Eurotiomycetes; Eurotiales; Aspergillaceae
Product: cleavage polyadenylation factor subunit CLP1
Exons: 3
Coding region: 1-1638 (545 amino acids)
Biological process (GO): tRNA splicing, via endonucleolytic cleavage and ligation
Cellular component (GO): nucleus; mRNA cleavage factor complex
Molecular function (GO): polynucleotide 5'-hydroxyl-kinase activity
Source: RefSeq, a predicted model, not a curated record
AUGUCGCUCCCGGGUCUCGAGCUAACCCAGCCAUCGGAGGAAAGAUCACAGGCACCUGCGCCACCGUCACAGAUCAGCCUGACCCCAGGCUCGGAAUGGCGAUUUGAGGUUGCCUUUGGGCAUAUUAUCAAAGUCAAGCUCCUCAACGGAACCGCGGAACUCUUCGGCACAGAGCUUGCCGAAUCCCAAACCUACACAUUCACCGGCACGAAAGCGGCAAUCUUCACAUGGCAUGGCUGUGCACUUGAAGUCACGGCGGUCGAGACAGUGACAACUACCUCUGAUGGAGUUACCCCGACGGUGGGCCACGGCGCAGGAGGCUGCCAGAGCGAAUACACGGCUGAGGAGACGCCGAUGGUAGAAUAUGCCAACGUUCACUUUGCGCUCGAGACAAUGCGCGAAGAAGCCCAGUCAAUAGGCAAGGACGGCCCGCGCGUGCUCCUUCUCGGCUCUGAAAACACCGGAAAGACCAGUUUGGCUAAGAUCUUGACCGCCUAUGCGACAAAGAUCGGCCGUCAGCCGUUGGUCGUGAACCUCGACCCCACGGAGGGUAUGCUUGGCGUCCCUGGCACACUGACUGCGACUGCCUUCCGUACCAUCUUGGAUGUCGAAGAUGGCUGGGGAAGCAGCCCUAUGUCCGGGCCCAGCCCUGUACCCGUCAAGCUGCCGCUUGUAUACAGUUACCCGAUGCAAAGCCCACUGGAUGGCGAAGGCGUCGUGUACCGACCAGUCGUCUCACGUCUUGCACUGUCUGUCACGGGCCGGAUGGCCGAAGACGAGGAUGCGCGGGAAACGGGAAUUAUCGUCGAUACACCGGGAAUCCUUGGCACAGACAAGCCAGGCACCAUGGAACUCAUUAAUCAUAUUGUCACCGAGUUCUCAAUCACAACAAUCCUGGUCCUAGGUUCGGAGCGCCUGUACAGCACCGUUGCCAGACAAUACGACAACAAGCCCAGCUCUAGCGCAACAGCCGCUGUCUUUGACGAGCACAUCUCUGUCGUCAAGCUGUCCAAAUCAGGUGGCUGUGUUGACCGUGACGAUGCCUUCCGCAAGGCAACACGGGAAUCCCAAAUCCGUUCCUACUUCUUCGGAAACCCCAUCCCCUCCUCUUCACCCUCUUCUGCCAUCACUCUUUCUCCCCACGCACAGCAACUUGACUUCGUCUCCCUCCCUGUAUACAACUACACCGUCUCCUCAGCAGACGACGAAGACGAAGAUGAAUACGACCCUUCCCAGCUGGGAACAGGCGACUCCUUCCUCCCUGGCGGUGGCGGCAUGGAUGACUACGCCUCACAAGGAACAAAACAAGACCCAGACCGCGCCGCCCCCUCCCCGUCCACCGACAACGCGAAUUCAAACGCCAAUGCCAACAGCGGCAGCAGCGUCCCGCUGAAGAAGGUCCUUCCACCCGCUCCCUCCACUCUGGCAAAUACCCUCCUCGCCAUCACACAUGCGCCUACCACGGCAUCCCCCGCUGAAGUCCGUGACGCAAGCAUCAUGGGCUUCUUAUAUGUUGCCGACGUCGACGUGAACAAGGGAACGAUCCGUGUCCUUGCGCCGGUUGGUGGGAGAAUGCCUCCGCGUGCUAUUAUAUGGGCGAAGCGUUGGCCUGGGGAGUUGGUCGGAUUGGUUGGUUAG